Gallus gallus (chicken) is the source of this 3782-nucleotide messenger RNA. RefSeq names its product coiled-coil domain containing 127 (gene CCDC127). NCBI's taxonomy places the organism in Eukaryota, Metazoa, Chordata, Aves, Galliformes, Phasianidae. The coding region runs from base 310 to 1104 and encodes 264 amino acids. The transcript has 3 exons. The record is from RefSeq and is a predicted model, not a curated record.
GUCAAGGGCGGGACGGGCAGCGAGUGACACCGGCGGGCGGCCCCGGGCCGGUAUGUGGUGACCCUCUGAGGCUCCGGGUCCGCGGCCGUCUGCCUGCUCGUGCCGCGGGAGGCGGGCCGGCCGGCCGGCAGCUCGGAGGCCUCAGAGGUGCUGGGGAUACGCGCUGUUCCCGCAGCCGGCCGGGACAGGGCCAGGCGGGGACAGCGGUGACUGGUGAGGCCUGAGGGGCCGGCAGCGCCGUUCCCCGUGUGUGGGACGGUGUGCGUGAGGGUUUCGUUCCUCUGGAAGUGGUCUUCUCUGGGUGUCUUCAUGAAUAACUUAAAUGAUCCUCCCAACUGGAACAUCCUGCCUCAUCACAGAGAGCCCAGGGAUGAAGGCAGCAGGUGGAAUUAUGCCUUGCUGGUCCCCAUGCUGGGCUUGGCUGCCUUCCGCUGGAUCUGGACCAGAGAAUGUCAGAAAGAAAUAGAAAGAGAAAAAAAAGAAUAUUAUAAAAAGCAGUCGUCUUUACAAAAAGACCUGGAAUCCAAAUACCGGGAUAUAAUCACAGAAAAUCGUCGUGCAGUUGCACACUUGGAGCUGGAGCUUGAAAAGGAACGCAACAGGACCCUGAGUUACCGUGAAGCCCUCGUGUCCCAGAGUCGCAAGCUAGUGGAAGAGAGAAGGAUCCUAGAACAGGAGCAAGAGAAGUUAGAGAGAGAAAAAGAAGUUCUUCUGCGCUCGGGAGCAGCAGGUACCUUGUACCAAAGCUGUCUGGCAAAGGAAGAGGAGUGGCAGAAGAGAGCCAACACUUUACUAAAAGAAUUUGAAGAUGGCCUUAAAGAAAGACAGGAAAUCUACUGCAGUUUUGUAGUACCUAAAAGCCAGAGACUAGAAAUAGAGAAAAAUCUGCUAGUUAAAGCAGCAACUGAUCCGGUUGCUUUGGCUUUACAUAUGGAAAGUGGCUUAAAAGAUAUUUUCAAACAUGAUAACUAUUGUGGCAAUCUGAUGAACAAAAACAGAAGUCAAAACGGAAGACUUAUGUGGCUAUAUUUGAGAUACUGGGAACUAGCUAUUGAAUUACAGAAGUUCAAGAGGGUGGAAAAUGUAAUGUUAGGGAAACGAUAGGGAAAGUAAUGGUGAUUUAUGCAGUCUACCACGAAGAAUAGGGACAACCACAGCUGUAGUCUGAAGCUGUUAAAAUCUCUGUAUUUCAGUUUCUGCUCUUCGUUGCAUUUGUAUCUGCAUGGGACGUGCAGUGUUGUUUAACAGCACAUGCUCCAGUGAGCUAUGCAUGCUCUAAAACUUUGUGUUUGCGUAUCUCCGUGUUACACUGCAGCCUGCAGUACGAGCUUCAGUAGGUAUCAGAAGCAGCAAAACAAGUUGAUGUAGAGUAAUUAACCCAGUUGAAGAUCAUAGGUCAUCAACAGAGAAGUGCAAUUUUUCUCCCUAAGUGGAUGAUCACAUCAUGCUCCUUAGUCCUGAUGUUCUGCACAGUGUCUCACCACUGUCUUUCUCUUUUCAUCAGAACUUUGGAAGAAACCGUGAUUGAGUAAGGUGCCUGUCACAUAAUGUGUGUGCAUAUAUACAUACCUUUAUCAAAAUGUGUAUGUAUGUUUGUGUACGUGUAUAUAAGAAAGGAAUAGUAUGAUUAUGUUUCAUAUUAACCAGUCUUGCAUUGUCUUCCAGACUUAAAAUACAAAUAGGACUACAAAUCAACAAAACAUCCAAAAGAUGGUAAUUAAAAUGACAUGUAAAGAAACAGAUUGAUUAAAGUCACAUUGGAGUUGGGGAGACAUGCUUGAAUAUUAAAUAGUACGUAGACUUGCAGUUAUAUUCCCACCAUACAUUAUUCAUGUUAAGAAUACUUAUGUUUUUUCUUUUCCUCAAAGUUUUAGUUGUAACCCAACAGUGUGUCUCCAUUAUAGACAUUACUGUUCUGCUGCCUCUGCAUUCCAGUGCACUUGGUACAUUUUUAGCUUCCAGGAACCAUGAUAGUCAUUGCACCUGGCUGUACUGCUUGUAUAAGCUGUUCCCAGCUGGGAGCCUAAACGCAGCCUGGGCACUUGUAGCCACCCUUCCCAUUCCUGACUGUCUGAGUGCUCCCACACCUGAAGUGCACUGUUCCACAGCUCUUACAUGUUGAGCUUACAGGUCACCCCUUUGUGUCCACAUGGCUGUGAAAGCCUACAGAUGUACAAGCUUUGUAAAGAUUUCAAAAGAAGGCAUUUUACUUUUAUUACCACGGUAAACAGAUUCAGAUUAAAUAAUAAAACUACAUUUUCAUCUUGAAAUCCCUUAAAACUUUAUUCUUUAGCCAAUGGAGAAAACAGGAACCACCUUCAUUUUCAGAAGUGCCAUGUAUACCUCUUGUAUGUGUACCUCUUCUUUUCCUUCUCCUUUCUAAUCCAGCCUUACAGCCCAAAAAGGAAGUGUUUACCUUUUUUGUUUAUAAUGUCGAUCUUCUCUGUUACAUGUCUUCAAUUAGUGUUGUUAAGUUGUUGGUUCUUUAGUUAGCAUUUCUUUAUUAACUGCCAAACGUUUGCUCUGGGCAAUUAGCUGUCACACAGCCCAAAAGCAAUCCAGCUCAGUGGAUGCCCAUCCGAGUUUAACAGAGACCUCCAGCAGAUGCAGAGUUUUCUCUUACUACUGCCUCUGGGCUUCAUUUUAGUCAGGAACAAAAGACAGAAGAUAAAUCUUCUGAAGUAAUGUAUACAACCUAAUUCAGUUUCUCAGCAAAAAUAACAUGGAACAAAAUUCUUAGACACGUUUGUUUCCUAAAUACUCUAUUUUCCAUCUGUCUUUUUGCUCACCUUUGUGGUGUUACUCAUUUUGUUGUAUUAGUUUAUUAGCUUCUUAUGGGCUGUUUUUUUUUUUUAUUUUUAAAUAAAGGUUAAAUGAUUAAUCAUGGGCAAAAAAAAGACGUAUGAUCACAGUCACUAGAAAGGUCAGAGGUUAUCUGGAUGCCAAGCUUAUACGGGUUGCACCAUGAGAAUGUGAGUUGGUACUCUUGUGUGACAAGCCCAGCCAAGCUGUUGUAGCUGACCACAUGUACAUGCCCUAUGUGCCCAGUAGGACAGAUCUGAUUAAACGACUUAACUUGUGUAUAAUUCCUCCAGGAUGUGUAAAGUGUGACCACACAGCUGUCGUGUUUCAUAUGUACAUCCAAGCAGCUACAGCAACACAGCUAACAAACAGUAGACAGUGCAUCGAUGCCAAUACAUUCAAGACUCAUGUCUUGACUUCAUAGACCUUCACUAGUUUUUAAUAUUAAAAGUUAAAACGCUGUGCUUUUUCAGUUUUUUUUCAUAGUUCACGCCCUUGACAUCAACUCAAAAUAUUUAAAGAAAAUGAAAUCAAGAGAGUAAAAUACUUUUUUUCAGUAUAAAUGAAUGAGUUGAAACUUCGUAUGUUUGAUCUUACAUGGUUGGAUGCAAUGUGAUGUUGGAUAUUUACUCUCACUUCUUUAGAAGUUAUCAACUAUUUGUACAACUGAGUGUGGAACUGUUGUUCAUGGAUACUUUGCAGAUCAGUGCAUUAAGAGCAUAUUAAGAUCAAGGAGUUUAUUUCAGGAAGAUUUUUCCGUGUGUGUAACUGGUUUAGAAGCACCAGUCCUGUUAGUUCCUACCGGAACUCACGUUUCUUAGUUUGUUGUGUAUUUUUGAAACAUUUGUGUUGUAAACUGUUAUUUUGAAAGAUCUAUUGUGAACUAUUGCCCAGCAACUAUUGGUCUGGAUUAACUAUUUGUCUGAAAAUGCCCUUAUAUAUAUGUAGAAUGAAAGAACAAUUUGUUUUCAAAUAUUUAA